This is a messenger RNA of Drosophila innubila, 4892 nucleotides long. RefSeq lists its product as uncharacterized. NCBI's taxonomy places the organism in Eukaryota, Metazoa, Arthropoda, Insecta, Diptera, Drosophilidae. The coding region runs from base 546 to 4682 and encodes 1378 amino acids. The record is from RefSeq and is a predicted model, not a curated record. Gene Ontology annotation, molecular function: protein binding. The transcript has 10 exons.
UUUUAUCGUUCGGCUUCGAGAAAUUUUCCAACGGUCGCUGGCAGAACGACGCACGGCACGGAACGCAACGCACAAGAACGGGAAAAACUAACCCAAAGCGCGCACAACUGAAAAACGAAGAAGAGAAAAAUAAGAAUAUUAAAAAAAAAGGAAAAAAAACCAAAAAGAAAACGCAGAGCAGAAAACAGUUUCUACUUUUUUUUGUCCCCAAAUAUAGUCGAAAAUGUCUUAGUGCAAAGGUGAAGCAAACGUUUUGAUUAAGCAAUUAAUUGAGAGCGCUUUGAAUAAUAAAAAACGAAAAGAAAAUAGAAUAACAAAAACAAAUAACGGCAAUUGCAAGUGCAGUGGGUGGGGAAAUGUUUUAUUAGAAUAUCGUUUGUGGGUUGUGGGUUGUGGGAUCGGGAGCGGGAGCGGGCAAGAGAACGGUUGGGAAAGUGCGGCGGGGAGGCGUGCGAAAAGCGCGUAAAGAAAAGACAUUAAUAGUCAAUUUUAAGUAUAAACAAAAGUGAAGUAAGUAAGAAAAAGCACAAAUAUUUAAUUUUAACAUGGGCAACGUGUGCAGUUCCGGGCAAAAAAAGAAAAAGGACAAGGACAGCUCAUCCGAAAAGUCAGAUGAUUCCCCACCUUAUCAGGAGAGUAGUGCGGAUAACAAGGAUUCGCUGCUAAGCAACGAUGCGAAUGAGACGGAUGAGAAACGAGCUCCAUUGGCAGAUGUGGAGGCGUUGCCAGAGACGAUGCAGCCAAAUGAUUCAAAUGGGAAUUCUCAACAACAGCAGCAGCAACAACAGCAAACAACAACAACACAGCCAAAGCACAAUGCAACAGAAAAGGAUUCGAAUAGUACGACACCUCAGGGAGCGCCCAGUGAUGUUGCACAUGCGAGUCCAGGUUUGGGUAAUCUGAGCGUGCUGCAGGGUAAACCACCGCCUGGCCGCAAGAUUGAGCGAGACAAGAAGAUUGUCAUCUAUAUAUUAGCCGAUAAUAGCACCGAGUACAAGAAGCACAAGCGUGUCAUCUACAGCCUGUAUAAACAUUUUAAAAGCAAGUGCCAAAGCAAAGGAUUCGAUUUCAUCAUUGCUGAUGUCCAUGACAGCGAGACGACCACGAAGGAGGGAACGGCAACGGGAACGGCGUCAAUGCAGGGUCAGGGACAGGAGGGACAGGGCAUUGGGAAUGCCAAGAAGGAUUUCUCUAGGCUGCAGGAGGUUAAGCGCUGGACGCAAACACCGCUGGAAGCCCAAGGAGGUCACGAGGAGGCUGCCAAUUGUCUGUGCGAGAUAACGCGUCAUGUUGCCGGCGCCUACAUAAUACCAAUCCUCUUUCUUGGCUCCACAUUGGGUACUCCGAUGCUUCCGCUCACGAUUGAAAGCCAGGACUUCACCUCGGUGCUGAGCGCGGCUAGCGAUACGGAGAAAUUGCUGCUGGAGAAAUGGUACACCAUUGACAACUCGUAUCAACCGAUGUGCCAUCGUCUGUUCACCCAACAGAUUGAUCCCUACUCCAAUCAGGUAAACGGUGAGCUUAACGAGCUUCUCUCCGUGCUGCUCCGUCUAUUCUCCGACGAUGUGAAGGAUUCGUAUCUGACCACCGUUGUGGAGCAGGAGAUCAACAAUACGGUACUGAUGAGCCAAGAGCUUGCAAAGCGUUGCAUUUGGAUACAAACUGGAGCUCAAUAUUCACGUGCUCCGGAUAAUGCCAGUCAACUGGAGCUGGAGGUUCUACGUCGCAUCACUCGCAUCUAUGCGGAGCUCAAGAACCAACUUUGCGAAAAGAAUCUCAUUCGUCUUCUGCCAACCAUGAACAUACUGGACAAUGAACUCUCGGCGGUAAUUGAAAGUCUUCUCGAUAAAUCCCUAACGGUCAUUUUUGAGGAGCAUCAUCAGAAGAGCAUACCCUAUAACACGCUGGGCGUGGAUCGUGUGCUGCUCGAGGAAUUGCAGCUGAUUGGACACUAUUCCAAGUUGCUCGCUCAAAACUCGGCAAAUUUUGACAUUAUGAAUGAUGUGAAGCGUUACAUCCGAGAUUCCACUGCUCAGCCCCUGAUUGUCUCCGGCUCGCGGGGGAGUGGCAAGAGUGUGCUUGUCUCCAAAAUCAUGGAGAAUGUGCAUCGCUGGAAACCGGAGGCACAGCUGGUGCUCAGAUAUGCCAAUCUGAGUGCUCGCUCCUCGGACCUCAGCUCCUUGUUGGGUUCCAUUGCCAACCAAAUGUCGGUACUGGAAACUGGACAACAAUGUCAGGUGCCACAUACACUGGAGGCUUAUGCUGGAGUGAUAAGAGAGAUUCUCGGAAGACAACAGCGUUUCUUUGUGCUCAUCAUCGAUGGAUUGGAUGCACUACAGCGGGAUGAUGCACUGGAUUGGCUUCCCAUGCAGUUGGGCAGUUGUGGCAAACUGAUUCUCACCGUCAGCGACAUGGAGGAAGAGGAUGCAUCCGAUGCUGGAGCUGAUGGUAAUUCAUUUGAUAUGCUCGCCGCGCUGGCGCAGUUGGGCAUUCCACAGCGUUGUUUCCUCCGGUUGCGUCAGUUCACGGAACGUCAAUGGCACGAUAUACUCAGUUCCGGCGGUGGCGAUUUCUAUGCGGCAAAUGGAGCACUUAAGUUGCCCGACGACUGGAAAUCACUGCAUGGCAAGACACCCUACCAUGCAAAGUCAUUGUGGUGGCUCGCCUGGCUGGGACAUGUGGCUCAACCCAUUAGUGAGAUUGGUGACAUCUCCAGCAAGAUACUACAGGUGUUGGAGAGUAAAUUUACCGCGGAUCAAGUGGAAUUGUUGCUCCUAAUCGUACGAUUGUCGCCAUGGGGCAUACGGGAAAGCGACUGCUUGGGCGUAUUUCAAAAGAUUACACAACUGGAGGCGCAGGUCGCCUUCAAGAUAUGGUCCAAGUUCUGUUGGUUGAUGGGACCAAUGCUAUUAAACCUUAAGAAUAUUAGAAUAGCGGACAGAAGCUUCGGACGUGCCAUCCUGGCGAGGUAUGCGCAGAAACAGUGGCUGGUACAUGAAGCUCUGCGGGACUACUUCGAUCGUCAGGACAGCGAGUUUAAAGGAAGCUCUGGCGCCAAAACCUACAACUAUCAGAAGUACUUAAAACUGCCUUAUCAUCACUUUUGUGCGGUGAUCGAGGAUAAACCGGCGUCGCACAAGAUUGACAUACUCUUCAAUUGCUUCUACUUUACGGAUCUGCAGUGGAUCGCCAACAAGGUGCAUGCCACGGGGCCCGAGCAUCUAAUGCACGACCUUCUCCAUGCCGAAUGGUUGGCUGGCAUUACAAAGGAAUCUUCUGGCUAUGUGCAUAUCAAUUUCCUCAAGCACUUUCUCAUACGAUAUCUUCAUGAACUUAGCUACGAUGGCCAACAGUUCUAUACGCUUAUGAAAUACUAUCUGAAAACGCGGCUUAAAGAGUCGUCCUUGCUCAAGGACGAUGAGAAGAUACGAUCCUGGUGGGAGUAUACCAAUGAGCUGGAGUUCGCCUUUCUUGAGAUUCUCAAUAACGAACUGGAUGCCAAUGAUAAUGAUGAUGACAAUGCCAAUGAUAAGCAAUUAACUGAAGACGAUACCAAGCCCAUCAUCAAAGGAUACGAUGUGUUAACGAAUCUGCCACAACCGGGUUGCUAUGUCGCCUCCAUGUCCACGGAGCGUGCCGAGAUUUGCAUAUGGGAUGUGAAGAACUGUUGUCGCAUACGUGAACUCCAUGGAAUACAGCAGCCUACGGCCAUGUGUCCAGUUGGCAACUAUGAAGCAGCUGUCCUCUGUCGACGAGAGAUUCGUGUCAUUAACCUGGACGAGGGCAAGUUUAAGGUCACACUCAAGGGCGUGAUGAACCAGAAGAUGCCCUACUUUGGACAGCAUGAUCAGAAUCACUUGGUUUGUCUCUCGCGCAAUAGAAUGUAUGUGAAUCUCAUGAAUCUGGAGUCGGGCGAUUGUGUGACUACCUUCAAAGCAGGCGAAGAUCGUUUUCUCAACUCAUUGCUGGUCUCUGGCGAUGGACGUAUUCUCGUUUGCGGCGAUGAGACACAGAAGCCUUUCCCACUGCUCGUCUGGCAUUUGUCGCAGCGUAAAUUGCUCUAUGAUCUUCGUAUUCCGCAUCAUGAUUUUGUCACUUCGUUGUCGGCCAUCACACACGAGGGCUCCUAUGUCAGUGUGGUGGCCAAGGAGCUGAAUGAGCCGACGACGCCCAACUUCAUUGUUGUCUAUGAUCUGCAGAGCGGCACUUUGUUCAAGAAAUGGAAGCCAAGCUGUAAUACGGUGUCCUUAGCCAUAUCUCAAUUGAAUGCCUGUGUCAUUGCCGGUCUGGAGGAUGCCAAAAUCUUGAUAUGGGAUCUAGUUACGGGCAAUUGCAAGUGCACGUUGAUUGGACACAAUGCGCCCGUCACAUACUUGAAACUGGAUCCACUUGGAAAGGUGUUGUUGUCCUACGACAAGGAGGGUCGCGACAGCGCCAUACGAAUGUGGGAGUUGAGCACAGCCAAAUCCCUGGCCGUUUUUAAGCCGCCCGCACAGAUCAGCACCUGCGAGAUACUGCCAAAUGGUGCAUUUGUGGUAUUAGCCCUUAAGGAUCGCAAUGAUCUUCUCACGUUGGCGCUAAAGAAUUAUGGUGGCAGCACUGCCGACGCCCUGGAGGAUGACUGUGGCACACUUUAUGGCAAUCCCGAUAACCAGCACAAAGUUUUUAACUUGAGUAAUUAAUAGAGGCAAAAAUCCGCCUCAAUCAAUUAAAAUUAGCUAUCAUUAUUCAAAUUAUACAUACAUAUAUGAACAAAGAUUACAAGAAAACUUAAAGAAAUGAAAUUAUAAUUCUGAAUUAUACAAAUAUCGCUAAACAAAUUCUCAUGCAUAAUUCAUUAGUUGUAUGUAAAAUUCUUAACUUACCAAAUGUACAAAAAGCUAAAAAAAAAA